Messenger RNA from Megalobrama amblycephala (Wuchang bream), 4024 nucleotides. It is a transcript of the gene tap2t, whose product is annotated as transporter associated with antigen processing, subunit type t, teleost specific. Gene Ontology annotation, biological process: transmembrane transport. The record is from RefSeq and is a predicted model, not a curated record. NCBI's taxonomy places the organism in Eukaryota, Metazoa, Chordata, Actinopteri, Cypriniformes, Xenocyprididae. Gene Ontology annotation, cellular component: membrane. Gene Ontology annotation, molecular function: ABC-type oligopeptide transporter activity; ATP hydrolysis activity; ATP binding.
UCUUUUGUAACAUUAUAAAUGUCUUCAGGAUCACUUUUAAUUGAAUGCAUCCUUGCUGAAUAAAUAAAAUAAAAAAAUUGAUUUCUUAAAAAAAAAAAAAAAAAUCUUACCAACCCCAAACUUCUAUAUCACACUGUGUUGUUUUAUACACCAUUUGUGUCAUAAAACCCAUGCACUGAAAAACCUUAUUGGAAGAUCGUUGAUCUAAUAUCUCUACACAUUCAUCACUGUAUAACAAAUCAGGAGAAAAUUGUUUUGCUGUUUUUGCACGUGGGCUCUUAAGGUUUUCUCAGUACAAGUACAGACCCCCAUUUAACCGAGACACAUUAAAACAAAGACUUCUGGUUCUCAGUGAGAGCUUGAGUACAAGAAUACUUAAACAUGUUCCCUUGGGUUGUGAAGUUCAUGGAUUAGUACUGAAUGAGAUUGUGUUUGAACUGAGUGUACAAAGGGCCCAUUUUUAUUGAGUGUCAUGAAUGUCGCAUUUCACUUCAUGCUGAUUUAUAUGUGAACUCCUCAUGUAAACUGUUGUUGGUCUUGUCUUAGUUGCUCUGUUGUUUUGUUACUUUACCAAAGCCCCCUGUGAGAGUAUAAUUUACAUCACAAUGUAUAAUAUAAAGUAUUUACUACAAUAAAAGAGUUUAUUUCUGUACUCAGUUUAAAUUUAAUACUAUAAUGUAAGCAGAUAAAUGCUCUGCUUUUUCUUUUGCUAUCAAUAAACAAGCAGAAUUAUUGUUUGGACUUUUUAUAUUUUAUUUAUUUUUUGCUAGGUAAACCCACCCCCCAGUUACUGGUUAAAGUUUUGAGAACAGUCCAACAUUUUUUUGGUCAUGUUUAUAUGCUCCAGAGCUGCACUUUCGUGAAAGGACCAUAGAAAGGACACGAGUCAUGGGAUAUUUGCUUAACAGCGCUCUCUGUUGGCCACUUGAAGAACAAUCGCCACAGGAUUCGACAAACGGCGUAGCGUACUGCGUCAUACGCACUGCAUACAGUAGCCCUAGCAAUUUGAGGUAAAAACAUGUUUUGUGCACACUGACACUUCCUCGUUUUAAGCAAACUAUGAGUUUUUUUUUUUUUUAAUGCAUUAUCUAAGUCGAGUCUUACUAUUCUUAUUCGCACUGAACGGAAAUCCAGUUUUGACACCGCCCACGUGUGAAAGUGAAACCAAAACUGAUCCUGUGACAAAAUGCAACGAGAACUACUAAUGGUUUCAAGGGGUUUGGAGGAUUCUUCAGUUGGUCAGGCGAAGAGGCCAUCUUGCCCAUUAGCACCGACCAAAAGACUAGUGUGACCAGGCUAUGAAACCAUUCUAAUCUGGUUUAUCUGAUUCUUCUUUGACUUUUCAGUUUUAAGAUGAUCUUAAAGUCGUACCCCAUACCCAGAGCUGCAGCAGAACAUUUCUGUGUGUUGUGCUGUGAUCUUGUCAUCUGGGCUUGUGUGUGGAUAGCACUGCUGUGGCUGGAUGGAGAGGGCAGUCUGGAUCUAUGGUGCCUGUGGGCUCUCAGGAUCAUCAGCUGCGUUGUGCUUUAUUCAGUAAUCACACUUGUCUCUGACAGCAGCAUUCAACCUCUCCUGAAGCGAUGGGUAGUCCUACUGAGCUUCCUACCUCCAGUGUUUGACAGCAUUCAGACAUUGCUGCCAGGGACCAUGAGAGGCUUUAGUCCUGUUCCUGAUCCUGGCAUGGUGAUCCUGAGCACUGCUACAUCUACUCUCAUGUAUAUGGUGUGGGAGUUUGCCUUCCCACACGGUGGAUCAUCUAAGGGUUCCAGAAACCAGAAAAAAGAUGAAGAGGCUAAAGCACUCCUAAUGAGGGUCAUCCGCUACUCCAGUCCAGACUAUCUUCAUCUAGGGGCUGCCUUCCUCUUCCUCAGCUUGGCUGCGCUUUUUGAGACAUUCAUCCCAUACUGUAUUGGGAAAGUUAUUGACAUACUGAGUGGAAAGUACCAGCACAACACUUUCUUAUGGGCUAUUGGACUCAUGGCACUGUGUUCACUUGGAAGUUCGAUGUUCUCUGGUCUGCGCGGUGGGAUGUUCAUGUGUAGCCUCAGCAGACUCAACAAGAGAAUACGACACAUGUUGUUCCAGAACCUCAUGAAGCAGGAGAUAAGCUUCUUUGAAGAAAAUAAACCAGGUAGUCUAACAUCACGUUUGAUCUCUGACACGGAUAAAAUGGGACGUUCUGUGGCCAUGAAUGUGAAUGUGUUACUGCGAAGUCUGGUGAAGACAUGUGGCAUGCUGUUCUUCAUGCUGCGCCUGUCCUGGCAGCUAACCCUCCUCACCUGCAUUGAAAUGCCACUUCUUGCUUUCAUUCAGAAUUCAUACAACAACAUCUCUCAGAAAACAUCAAAAGAGCUUCAGGACUGUAAUGCAGAGACUACAGAGUUGGCGUCUUCAGUCAUUGGGUCGAUGAAGACUGUGCGCAGUUUUAGGACAGAGCGACAGGAACAGCAGCGAUAUGAACAGACUCUCAACAGGAAGCUUCAGGUUUUGAGGCGUAAAGGCAUCUACAGUGCAGUUCAUCUCCUAAUACGCAGGUUCAUUACAGUGGGCUUGAUAGCAAUGCUGUUCCAAGGCCGAAAUCUCAUCUCGUCUGGCCAGCUUAGCAGUGGCAGCCUUCUUGCGUUUGUGUUUUACCAGAAGGACAUGGUGACCAACAUGAGGCAUCUUCUAUAUAUCUAUGGAGACAUGCUGAAUACUGUGGGAUCAGCAGUGAAGGUGUUCCAGCUGCUCGAUAGGAAGCCACUGUUGAGAGAGGCAGGCGAUCUGGCUCCAGAGAAGAUUAAGGGAAGACUAACCUUUAAAAAGGUCACCUUUUCCUACCACGCCCGUCCUGAUCAAAAAGCACUUAAGUCUGUUACACUGGAAUUAAGUCCAGGAAAGCUGACGGCACUGGUAGGGCCCUCUGGUGGUGGGAAGACCUCUUGCGGCUUGCUGCAGAGGUUCUAUGAGCCACAGGAGGGUGAGAUUUUCCUGGAUGGAGAACCUCUGUACCGUUACCAACACCAGCAUUUGCAUAAAAAGGUGGCGAUGGUAUCCCAGGAUCCUGUGCUUUUCUCUGGCUCUGUGAGAUAUAAUAUUGAAUACGGUUUGCAGGACUGCACACUUGAAAAAGUAGAAGCAGCUGCUCGUAAAGCCAACGCACACAACUUCAUAUGCCAAUUGGAACAGGGAUACAACACAGAUGUUGGUGAGUGCGGUGACCAGCUGUCCGCAGGGCAGAAGCAGUGCAUUGCUAUAGCCAGAGCUUUGAUAAGGAACCCACAGGUUCUUAUCUUGGAUGAAGCCACCAGCCACAUGGACUGUAGCACACAAAAGCAGUUCAAGAUGUGCUCAAUACCAUAACGGAUCAGACAGUGCUGGUAAUAGCUCAUCGUUUGGAGACUGUAGAGAAAGCAGACCACAUUAUCUUCAUGGAGGGAGGUGAAGUCGUGGAGCAGGGAACACACCAGCAGCUCAUGGCCAAAGAAGGAAGAUACUAUCGACUCAAAGAAAAGCUUUUCAACCUGGAGACACAACCAACUGACUAAAGAAUCAGAUUUGUGGAUAGAUUUUACAUUUUACAGUCUUUAGUACACACUCACAGACUGCCUUUCGUGUAGAUUUAACAACUAAUUCUAGCGUAGACCUGUGUGGAGAUUUUUUUUGUACAUUUCCCAUACUUCUGUUUACAUAGACAGUGUUUAGUCAAUUACAGGAUAAGUGACGUUGUAUGGGACACAAGAAGGAAAGCAUGGGCUUUGUAUCCUAAAAGUAUAACAGUAUGAAAUAACAAAACACUGUAUUACAAAAUAUAGGUAAUACAGAAUUUUGUGCAUGUGUCUAUUUAAAUCAGAGAAUGACCAGUGGGUUUGCCCUCAGCUGCAGAAAAAUGUGAAACAAGAUCUCAGAGCUCUUAUCCGUCUUCAUUGUGCCACCAAGAGCUGCUUGAUUUUGAACGUCCUGGAGAUCUUUAUAAAGAGACUGACAAAAGAAAAGAAAAAAAAGUUGAAUUAACAAUUAAAAACUGUUGUUGAAUUAAGCAAAA